AUGCCCACCGCCUACACCAUCGUAUUUGCUAAUGAGCAUGGCUCAGACGGCCAGUAUGUAUUCUGCAUGGAGAAGCCCAUUAUCAACAAUGAUCCAACAGCCGGGAAUGUGAUCGCCAACGCUUCGAUUGGACAGUACGUCUCAAACGGCAGUGACUUUACUCUCACCACGCAAAUCCAAUUUAAUGCUUGGUGCGGUAAACUUCCCAGCCAGCCAGCCGACGGCACUGCAUCCCCGCGAGGGCAUAGUGAGGCCGUUGAGCUCGGCACAAAUAAGAAUGACGGCGAUGCACUUAAAAUGGUUCUGGAAGAUGGGUCAGUAACUUUUGACAAGACCAAGGCCAAGACGGCCCCGACCGGCUGCUUCACAGUUGUUCAGCCCUCUGGCUUCAAUGCCAAUGACAAUUUCGCCUUCGGUCUUGCUCAGAAGGACAACACUGGUGGCGAAACCCCCAAGUCAACAAACAUGACCACCAACGUCCAACCCAUCGUCAAAUUCUUUGUUUUAAAGGUCAAGCAGGGGUCAAGUGAUGGGGUCAAUUACCAGUCCUUCUCCACAAAACCCGGAGUGGUUGACUUCACAACUGGUGAUGGCCAGGGCCUUUACACGGCACGUGUCGUUCACGAAAAGAAUGGUGAAUUCACUGUCACCUACAAGCGUCUGGAAGCUAUGAGUAGGGAGCUUCAAGAGCUCCGUAAUCAGAGAGACGAGGACCAUCCAUCUUCAAGGACGGAUUCAACUGCCGAUUCCGGUCCUUCCACGAUUGAGGAUGACGGGCAGGAUGAUUUCUCACUGAGUGUACCCGCAGUGAGCCUGAAUGGCGUGCUGGUGGAUUCUUCAAUAGCCACCGAGGCAAUCAAGACGUUUGCCGAAGUGUUUCGUCCACAGCUUCCGGUCAUUGGAUCACUGUCGGCCGACGACACGUAUCAUUCUCAACCAUUUCUCUUCUGGACGAUAGUCAUUAUUAUUGCGUGCCACUUGCCUGGGCAACAAUACGCCGAUAUGCUCCAGUUACUCCAGACGCCGUAUACCACCAUGCUUCACCAACAAAUUCUUGAUGCUCCUCUACCUCUUCACAAGAUACAGGCUUUGUUAUUAUUGUGUCAUUGGCCGUUACCGUGCGAAACGCAGACAAGAGAUCCCAGCUGGCUUUACUGCGGCGUUCUCAUCCAGGCAGCUCGGUUCAUGAGUCUCGAUCGUCAGCAAACGGUCCCGUCUCUUCGAAGUCUUGGUGUUGCUUCAGGCAGCAUUAGAGCUAGGAUCAAUACCUGGUUGGGUUGCUUCUGCGUAUCUACAUCGUUGAGCUUGCACUUGGGAUUACCUCCCCCAAUUGAUUCCGACCUCGACUUCGGUAGCAUCCAUUCGUUUCUCAGAAGACAAACGGCACCACCUACCUUUGCCAUGCAAGUUCGCGUCCAGCUCAUCGUGGCAAAGUUUACAUCCCUGCUGAACCACGACAUGGGUGAAGGUGCAAGCUCCUCCUUUAUCAGACUUCUUGAUACUGAGCUCGAUGCGCUGAGAGCCGAAGUAUCUCUUGAAGAUGAACAAAUGAGGGCUGUCGAGCUCGGCAUUCUGGGCGCCAAGAUGCACCUCUACGCCUUGGUCAUCACCAAAGAUUCAAACAACUCGUCGUCGCGGCAAAUCAUGCUGAGAACUGCCCGCGACGUCGCGCUAAGGAUCAUUCACAUAUCAACUUUGGCCAUGCGUAAUGCCCCGCCUGAUGGGAAUGAUCAAGAACUCAUUCGAAAACAACGGUGUCUGCCAAAGAAUCAUUACAGGUGUCUCGCCUUUGCCACGAUAUUUCUCUUGAAGUUCUUUCAUCGUCGCGGAUCCGAUGUCCCAGAAGAGAGGCAAGCUGUUGCAAACCACAUCUCAAUGGCUCAGAAUCUCUUCAAGGCUUGCGCAACCGAGCCGCUGGACGAAUACAACCGAACGGCAAGGGUAUUUGAGGUCCUUGGGCGGGAAAGCCCAAAAUCAAUUGAACCAGACGCACUACGUCUUACUCACAGAAUGGGCGUGUCAAUAGUCUUUGACGCCGUGAGCAACGCCUCUGAGGCUCGUGGCAAACCCGUGGAAAUCCGUGAGGACGAGACAAUCCAGGAUGAAGGAGUGUCCACAGGAUCCAGGGUCCAUGAACGGCUGUUGAACCAACCGGCGGUUGAGCUGGAUCAACCCGACACAAGCUCGGAGUUUCUCAGAGGCUUUUGGAGUGAUCCAUAUAUGAGCUUGCUGUCCUUUGACCCAACGCCACUCGAGCCAGAGUAUCAAGAGUCUUGGCCAUCAUUCUGA
Molecule: messenger RNA, 2289 nt
Organism: Fusarium keratoplasticum
Lineage: Eukaryota; Fungi; Ascomycota; Sordariomycetes; Hypocreales; Nectriaceae
Product: Fungal-trans domain-containing protein
Exons: 7
Coding region: 1-2289 (762 amino acids)
Biological process (GO): DNA-templated transcription; regulation of DNA-templated transcription
Cellular component (GO): nucleus
Molecular function (GO): transcription cis-regulatory region binding; zinc ion binding; DNA-binding transcription factor activity, RNA polymerase II-specific
Source: RefSeq, a predicted model, not a curated record